Molecule: messenger RNA, 694 nt
Organism: Teleopsis dalmanni
Lineage: Eukaryota; Metazoa; Arthropoda; Insecta; Diptera; Diopsidae
Gene: Pmi
Product: transmembrane protein 11 homolog, mitochondrial
Exons: 3
Coding region: 120-647 (175 amino acids)
Biological process (GO): inner mitochondrial membrane organization
Cellular component (GO): mitochondrial inner membrane
Source: RefSeq, a predicted model, not a curated record
UAUGUGGCAGCAGCUUGCUUAAUGGAGUAGCUUUUGUUGCCGCAGGAAAGUUUAGUAAAAACACCGCGAUUAACAUAAAAUAUUAAGUUAUUGAAAGUUCCAAAUGCUGAAAUAAUAAAAUGAUUCAAUUAUCCGACGACGGUUCAACAAAGAGCCCUUCAUUCCACAUUAUACGCGAGGUAUACGAUAGCUCAAAUGCUCAUGAACGUUUUGAAGCUGAAUUGGAUAAAGCCCUCGAGGCGAAAGUGGAUUAUAUUAUAAUUGAGCCAACGCGUUUAGGCGAUGAAACGGGCCGUUGGAUCACAGUUGGUAAUUGUCUACACAAGACGGCUAUAGCAUCAGGACUAGCAUCUCUUAUAUCUAGUUUGAUUUGGAGGGAUCGACCUGUUGUUGCAGCGCCAAUGUGUGCUGUUUCAUUGUUUUGUACUGGUCUGUACACAGUUUCAUGGAACUAUGAUCCCUGUUGUCAAUACCAGGUACUAGUUGAAUCUGAUGAAACAGUUCUUAAUAAACUGCCUUUGGCGGAUGUGUCCUCGCCUAUAAUUUUAAGCUACUCACCAAAUACGAAGUCCAAAUAUUUGCACCGUAGCGUUGCUUUAAUGUCGGCUGUGUUUUGUGCUUGGCAAAUCUGGAAAUCCUAUAAGUAGUUUACAACAACAAAAACCAUCCCAACUGUUACAAAAAAAAAAAAAAA